Thlaspi arvense is the source of this 294-nucleotide messenger RNA. Lineage: Eukaryota; Viridiplantae; Streptophyta; Magnoliopsida; Brassicales; Brassicaceae. The record is from the annotation of a GenBank genome assembly.
AUGCGGUUUAAUUUGUGUGAGAUGAUGGGAAUGGUUUCAGGGACUGACAGAGAAGUUCAAGGAGAAGGACACAGGAUACUCAAGCUCAGCUACUUUCACUUAGGAAACCUUCAUGCUCAUCGUUCUCCCAUUCCUCAUCGCAUAAGUUUGCUUCUGCUAGUAGAGACAGAUUGCUCCACAAGGAUCAGAGAUAAACAAGAGUCAUGGCUAUUGAUAUAUUGGAUGAUGGUGAUGGUGAUGGUGAUGAUGAUGGUGAUGGUGAUGGUGAUGGUGAUGGUGAUGGUGAUGAAUUAA